Messenger RNA from Penicillium malachiteum, 456 nucleotides. Its product is annotated as tetratricopeptide repeat protein. The record is from RefSeq and is a predicted model, not a curated record. Gene Ontology annotation, molecular function: protein binding. The transcript has a single exon. Lineage: Eukaryota; Fungi; Ascomycota; Eurotiomycetes; Eurotiales; Aspergillaceae. The coding region runs from base 1 to 456 and encodes 151 amino acids.
AUGGUGGUCCGAACUAUCUAUCUACAGAUGGGACCACUGAUGUUGGCAACAUCCACUCUUAGUACAGUCGGCAAUCUUGGCAAUGUCUACAAACAUCAAGGGAAGUUAAAAGAGGCGGAAGAGAUGUACCAGCGAGCACUGGCAGGCUAUGAGAAAGCCCUCAGUCCAGAUCAUACUCCCACUCUUGAUAUAGUGAACAACUUUGGUAAUCUCUACUUUAAACAAGGGAAGCUGAAUAAGGCAGAAGAGAUGUACCAGCGAGCACUGACAGGCUAUAAGAAGGCCCUCGGUCCAGAUCAUACAUACACUCUUGAUACCAUUAACAACCUUGGCAUUCUCUCCAAAGAUCAAGGGAAGCUGAAAGAGGCAAAAGAAGUUUGCGAGGGAGAAUCGCCAGACAGUCAACAAGUCGCAAAUCUCAAUUUGGACAAUGGACGGCGGGCUAUAACUAGUUAG